AUGAUUUCAAAGCUCGAUCCUGAACCUGUGCGUCCCUUGAACCGGGAAGCUCCACUGCACGAGCUGGUGUCGAGCUUCAUCACCCAGGCCCCGGAUGCCUAUAACCGCAACCACAGUGCCAUCCCGGAGAUCGACGCGGCCACCCAUGUUGUCUCUGUUGGUGGAGACGUCCCCAACCCGCUCCAGCUAUCCAUUGAGCAACUGCGCCAUGACUUCCCGCAGCACGAGGUAUUGGCGGCCCUGCAGUGUGCUGGGAACCGCCGCCAUACCAUGCGAACCAAACUCAAAGAGGUGGUGGGGCUGGAUUGGAUGGAUGGCGCCGUUAUGAAUUGCACCUGGCGGGGGCCUAGGUUACGCGAUAUUCUGAUCAAGGCUGGUGUGAAGGGGUGUAAUAAUUAUAAUGAUGAUCACGAAACGGAUGCAAUGGCCAGUGGAGCGGUUAAUGGGACUUCUAAUGGCCACACUGCUGCAGGUGAGAAGGGGCCGCAGAUGCAUGUUGCCUUUACCUGCGACCAGCUGCGUUGCCAGGAUGACAGCAACUAUGGCGUCAGCAUUGAGUUGUGGAGGGCCAUGGCUGUUGAUAGGGAGGUGAUUCUAGCCCUGGAGAUGAACAACAAGCCCCUCCAACCCGCCUACGGCUACCCCGUCCGCGUUGUUGUUCCCGGUGUCGCCGGUGCACGCUGGGUAAAAUGGCUCGACACCAUCUCUGUCGUCCCCAAUGAAUCACCCAACUUCUACCAGCAGCACGAUUACAAGAUCUUGCCCCCCGAAGCCCUCACCUGGGAAAUCGCGGAGGAGUACUGGCCCAAGGUGCCCGCCAUGCAAUGCAUGCCCGUCAACUCCGUCGUCGCCGUGCCUAAUGACGACUCGACGAUAUACCUUCCGCCAUCAGGGGAGCUGGAAAUUAAAGGCUUUGCGGUCCCCUUUGGCGCGGACGGGCCUGUGACACGUGUAGAGGUUUCGGUCGAUGGGGGGAAGACGUGGGUCGAUGCCGAGUUGGAUUAUGGGCCGCAUGAGUCAAAUAAGUCGAAGAAUAAAUGGGCUUGGGUGCUGUGGCGGGCCGCAGUGAAGGUGGAGAAAGGACGCAAUAAAACGAUUUACAGUCGCGCAACGGAUGCGGGAGGGAAUACACAACAAGAGAUGUCGCCGUGGAAUUUGCGCGGGGUGGGGUACAAUGGGUAUGGCGCGUCGUGGAACGUCUCUGUGGUUUGA
This is a messenger RNA of Histoplasma capsulatum G186AR, 1212 nucleotides long. RefSeq names its product sulfite oxidase. Gene Ontology annotation, cellular component: mitochondrion. The record is from RefSeq and is a predicted model, not a curated record. Lineage: Eukaryota; Fungi; Ascomycota; Eurotiomycetes; Onygenales; Ajellomycetaceae. Gene Ontology annotation, molecular function: molybdenum ion binding; oxidoreductase activity. The coding region runs from base 1 to 1212 and encodes 403 amino acids. The transcript is spliced from 4 exons.